Diachasmimorpha longicaudata is the source of this 514-nucleotide messenger RNA. RefSeq lists its product as uncharacterized. Lineage: Eukaryota; Metazoa; Arthropoda; Insecta; Hymenoptera; Braconidae. The transcript is spliced from 3 exons. Bases 59 to 448 code for a protein of 129 amino acids. The record is from RefSeq and is a predicted model, not a curated record.
UAAACGUUCUGACGGAGAAAGAAAACGCAAGCAAAUUGUCGCCGAUUCCUCACCGGAAAUGGAAAACGAAAUGGAGAUUGAAAAGUCAUCGAAACUUCGUGAGGAACGAAGGAAAGUUGUCUCCGAUUCUUCACCCGAAGAAUUUGUCAAACGUAAGAAGAUCAGUAAGAAAAAGACAGUUUUCACAGACUCUUCACCUGAACCAUCGUCUAAACGUCGAAGAAUUGAGAAAACAAAGACGGACCAAGGCAACACUGAAAUUGAUAAAGAAAUGGAAAUUGCAAGGUCUAAAUCAUCGACCAGUCAAAAGACAAAAAGAACUUCUCCAGCACUAUACUGCCCAACAAAAGACGGGAGACAAGUUGUUAUUCACAACUUUACCAAUAUGGUCUUGCAUAAAAGAGGAAUUAAAGAAAGAAGCCAGCAAAAAGAAGAUUCCAGAGUAUAAAGAUGCAGAACUGUUGCAAGGCUUGGGUGGUACCAUCAAUAAUAGUCGUUCCUGGAAGAAUAACAA